UCUAUUGGAAAAAUUAUUUAGAGCUAUUAAAGUUACCAUCUGUACUUAAAUAUGGUUUACUUUAUAGGUUUCGUCCUGUGUUUAAAUUGAAGCGAUAAGGAAUAUUAUGUUUGUGGACUUUUAUCAAGUCUGUUCCUUUUCACACUCCGUUUAUGGAGUAUGUCAACAAUUUUGUGUUCUUAAUCGACAUCACAAGCGUCUUGAACUCUCCCGCAAAAACUUGCCUUGAGACUAAAGCGUUGGGUGUUUGAAAACCUUUUAGAAAAGCAGAUGUUUGUUUACUUGGUUUUCUGAACAGACAAGAAGAAUUUUAGCAUUUUUGAAAACUUUCUUUGUGGACUGAAGAUGGAAAAGGAAAUCUAUGAAAGUUCGAAUGCAAUGUCUUCUCAUUCCCAAUCACAGGUGUUGGAAACGGAUCUAGUAAUGAAAGAAAAGGAGAAAAGAUUUUUGAAAGACAACACGACGAAGAAAUCGAAUAAAGUUGUUUUUCCAAAAAGAUCAAUGGAUGAACUUCAACAAGAAAAAAGUGGAAAUUCAAAAAAACUAAGUUCGCUAAAGGACCAUCUUAAGAAUGCAAUGAAAAACGACGAAACACAAAACAAUGUCAGAACUAUUGAGAAAAUUCGAAGAAAAAACGAACAGCUGUCAAAGUGUUUGAAGAAGAAGACGGUUCUUGUGGUCGCUUUGGAGGAAGAAAAUACCAUUCUACAGUUUAAUUUUGACACAAAAUUCCAUCAUUUAAUGCGAAGACUGAAUGAAAGCCGACUUGAAAAUAAUAAAGAAUUGAAUGAAGCCAGACGCGCAAUUGCAAACUGUGAAAUAAAACUUGAAGCAAGAGAUUGGCGCAUAGCCAUGUUAGAGAAUGAAGUUCAACUACUCUCUACAAAGCAAAGUGAAUUGGAAACAUCUUUUCAGCGUUAAAAAUGAUGAAUGUAUGGUUAUAGGAUCAAAAAUUGCUGCCAAACAAAAAACGUUUGAAUUUGAAGCAAACUAUGAUCAAAUGUAUACUAAACAAUGUAUACUAAAGAAAGAAUACCAAGAAAAGAAUGUUAUAGUGACUGAACUGGAAGCACAACUUGAGAAUUCUGAAAAACAAAAAGAAGCACUUUGGAAAGAAUUAUAUAAUGCCAAAGAAGCUUUAAGACAAAGUAAACACGAUUUUUUUGAGCUGCAAAAGAAUUAUUUUCAUCACUUAGUGAAUCAUGAGGUAUUUUUUCAAGAGGUGAUGAUGAAAGAUGAAGCCAUUGAACGACU
Xenia sp. Carnegie-2017 is the source of this 1254-nucleotide messenger RNA. RefSeq lists its product as uncharacterized. The transcript has 7 exons. Bases 346 to 921 code for a protein of 191 amino acids. The record is from RefSeq and is a predicted model, not a curated record. NCBI's taxonomy places the organism in Eukaryota, Metazoa, Cnidaria, Anthozoa, Malacalcyonacea, Xeniidae.